AUGGGACAAGGACCCUCGAGCCCUAAGCCAGGCUCCCCUCUCUUUAUUGUCUUACGGGACUUCAAACAAUAUCGGCGUAUAGCAGAAGGUUAUGGGUUUCAGGUUACUAAAAAGAAAUUAGCUCUCCUUUGCCAACAGGAAUGGCCCACCUUCGAGGUAGGCUGGCCCCUGGGGGGUACGUUUGACGUCUCGGUGGCCGGCCGGGUCAGGGGAAUUGUCUAUGGUAUACCUGGCCACCCCGAUCAGGUCCCCUAUAUCACCGCCUGGAUUGAUUUCAAACCCCCUUCGGGACCACUACAGGUCCAGGCCCUUUCAAAACUAAGACCAGGAACGGAAUCAAAGACGACCUUUAGCCGCAAGCCUCCUGAAAGUCCUAAGGUCGUCACACAGCUUUCUCCUGUCUUACCACCCCCUGAUUCUGACCCCCUAGAUCCAGCUGAGUACUCCCAGUCCCAGGUUUCAGAUCCACCCCCGUACCCAACCUCAGGGUCUCUGAGCCCCUCAGCCCCUCCUCUGAUAAGUCCACCCCAUACUCGAGCAGGUGCUCCUUAUGGCCCUUCUAAUUCCAGUUUGACCCCAGAUUCCACUGUGUCAGCGUUUCCCCUGCGGCAAGUUCCUUCCCCUCCCGGAGAAUCAGGGAGACCGUUCAUGGUAUAUGUUCCCUUCUCCACCAGUGAUUUGUACAAUUGGAAACAGCAAAACCCAUCCUUCUCUGAUAAGCCCCAGAGCCUAAUCUCCCUCCUAGAGACUGUCUUUUAUACUCAUCAGCCCACCUGGGAUGACUGCCAGCAGCUCCUCCGGGUUCUUUUCACAACCGAGGAGCGUGACAGGAUUCUUUUAGAAGCCAGGAAGGGAGUUCUGGACCCAGAUGGACAUCCCUCUACUGACCUGGGGCGCCGCAACCACAUCUUCCCUGAGAACCGGCCCGACUGGGACCCCAACACUGAUCGCGUCCUUCCAGGCUUUGCGUGAGGUCCAGAACGCUGUGCGCUCGGUCCUGAAAGCUGCGGGGAAAGAACCAGCCCCUGCAACCUCAUCGGACGCCCUGUCACCGGGAGACUGGGUCCUCACUCGCAAGCUUCCAGCUGGACCAGCCCUGGAACCACGGUGGACGGGCCCGUAUCAAAUUAUCCUCUGCAACCCCUCUGCCGUCAAGGUU
Messenger RNA from Vombatus ursinus (common wombat), 1159 nucleotides. RefSeq lists its product as uncharacterized. The transcript has 2 exons. The record is from RefSeq and is a predicted model, not a curated record. Bases 1 to 972 code for a protein of 323 amino acids. NCBI's taxonomy places the organism in Eukaryota, Metazoa, Chordata, Mammalia, Diprotodontia, Vombatidae. Gene Ontology annotation, biological process: virion assembly.